AUAUAUAAGAACUUCAUGUAGCAGGAUGAACAACGACCCUCGAACAUUAAGACGUUUAUUAAGUUUACUAUCAUUUGCUAUUAUGAUGUAUGUUGCUGCUAUUCUCUGCGCUGCGUUGCCUUUUGUGUAUGGGCAAGCAGAAAUCUGGUUCCAAUGUGGCGGAGCUGGAUGGACGGGAGAGACUUCCUGCGUUGUCGGCAUCUGUUGUAUCGCAUCGAACCCUUGGUAUUCUCAAUGUCUUCCAUGCCCUGAAAGUACAAGCAUCCCUUCGUCAAGCAUUGCCGUAACAAAGCCUCCAGCAACGUCAACUACCUCAACUAAAACGGACACUCAGCCAACUGGAGUCUUCACCAACCCCGUAAUCUAUGAGGACUUCGCCGACAAUGAUAUAUUCCUCGGUCCAGAUGGUGCCUACUACUUCUCAGCGUCGAAUAUGCAUUACUCCCCAGGGGCUCCCAUUCUUCGGUCUUAUGACUUAAUAAACUGGGAAUUUAUCGGACAUUCCGUUCCUACCUUGGACUUCGGCGAUGCUUACAAUAUGGUUGGAGGCACUGCCUACAGAAGAGGUACCUGGGCCUCGACGUUAAGAUACCGAAAAAGCACCGGAUUGUGGUACUGGUAUGGAUGCAUUGAUUUCUGGAACUCCUAUGUCUACACCGCUCCUGCAGUGACCGGUCCAUGGAAACAGGUAGCAAAAUUCGAGGCAACAUGUUUUUACGAUUGUGGUCUCCUCAUCGACGAUGAUGAUACGAUGUAUAUCGUAUACGGCAGCAACGAUGUCAGCGUGGCGCAGCUUUCGAGCGAUGGCCUCACCAUUGCGAAGACAGAGAAAGCGUUUUCGUACCCGUCUCCCUUUACCGGUAUUGAAGGAAAUCGCAUGUACAAGAGGAAUGGGAUAUAUUACAUCCUUGACGACGCACCUGCUGAGGGCGCAACACUGAUCUGGAAGUCCACUAGCCCAUGGGGCCCUUGGACCGAAAAGACACUUCAAACGGCUAUUCCUGGGCCGUCUGAGCUUGGUGGAGGCACGCCCUGCCAAGGAAGUUUAGUCGAGACCCCCGAAGGCGACUGGUAUUUCAUGUCAUUCAUCUGGUCAUAUCCGUCAGGCCGACUUCCCGUUCUCGCUCCUAUUACUUGGGGCUCGGACGACUUCCCCAUUUUGACGCAAGUUGGUGGGAAAUGGGGCUCGUCAUACCCAAACCCCCUACCCUCCCACCCGCUCGCAUCCUGGCUAGGCACCGACACCUUUCAGGGAACCAGCCUCGGCACUGAUACGACGAAGUAUACCGUUAACAAUGGGCUAACGCUAUCUACUGCUACUGUUACCAACGAUCUGUUCGAGGCACGUAACACGCUCACGCACCGCGUAUUCGGUGCUGUCUCUAUUGGCACCGUUAUCUUGGAUACAAGUAACAUGGCCGACGGAGACGUCUGCGGCUUAGCUGCCUAUCGCGACUGGACCGCCUACAUCGGCAUUUCUCGCAACGGGAGCACGUACACGAUUUCUAACGUGCAGGGCAUGAAGCAGGAUUCGGCGAACAACUGGGUGACGCUUACGGAUGGGACAACGACGGCCAGCGCGACGAUUACGAAGGGGAGGGUCUGGCUUAGAGGCACGGUGCAAGCUGCUCAGGUGAGCUCGCACGGGGUAUCUUUUGAGUACAGCCUCGACGGGACUACCUUUAAGCCGCUUGGGGGGAGUUACACGAUGAAUACUGAUUAUAGUUACUUUAUUGGGUAUAGAUGGGGGAUUUUUAACUUUGCAGAGAAGGCGCUAGGUGGAUCGGUGAAGGUGACAUCAUUUACGCUUGCGUAAUGAAGAGAUUUUGCCACAGUAUAUAUCUUCGUUAUUUACAUAGUCAUAUUUGUCUCUAGCCUAAAUAGCAGGAGGAGACUAAACUUUCACCUGGGUGCAGAUAAGACUACAGUAGGCAUAGCGUAGUACUAUAAUAUGUUAUUAGAAACUAAACGGACU
This is a messenger RNA of Pseudogymnoascus verrucosus, 1975 nucleotides long. RefSeq lists its product as uncharacterized. Gene Ontology annotation, cellular component: extracellular region. NCBI's taxonomy places the organism in Eukaryota, Fungi, Ascomycota, Leotiomycetes, Thelebolales, Thelebolaceae. Bases 26 to 1816 code for a protein of 596 amino acids. Gene Ontology annotation, molecular function: cellulose binding; hydrolase activity, hydrolyzing O-glycosyl compounds. Gene Ontology annotation, biological process: carbohydrate metabolic process. The record is from RefSeq and is a predicted model, not a curated record. The transcript is spliced from 2 exons.